Molecule: messenger RNA, 5234 nt
Organism: Hylaeus volcanicus
Lineage: Eukaryota; Metazoa; Arthropoda; Insecta; Hymenoptera; Colletidae
Gene: Su(H)
Product: suppressor of hairless protein
Exons: 2
Coding region: 506-2026 (506 amino acids)
Biological process (GO): regulation of transcription by RNA polymerase II
Cellular component (GO): nucleus
Molecular function (GO): RNA polymerase II cis-regulatory region sequence-specific DNA binding; DNA-binding transcription activator activity, RNA polymerase II-specific
Source: RefSeq, a predicted model, not a curated record
GAAGGUUGUAUAUAUUUUCGUUGGCUUAACGAAACAAGUAGCCGUGUAGUUAAGCCAACGCUAACGAAAUUACAAUUUUGAAAUAUAAAAGUAACGUGUCCUGUUUUCAAUCGCAAUUAUACAAAGUUUUAGGGCAGUGCUUCGAAACGUAAUACUCGUACCUUGGAUUUAAAGUGCCGCGCGCGGCGAGAUCAGUUUGUAAGGGUUGGCAAGACUGUUCGGAAAAUUCGGAAAGUGAACAGGUGUUUUUUGAAUGGAUUAGGGAGAAUAAGCGACGAGGACGCAAAAGGAUUUGCGAAUGGUGAAGGAUCGACGGGCAGCAUGAUAGUUGUGAUUAAACGAUAAUUUAGAAAAUGCAUUGGGAUUUAUGUUUGGAUUUCAGCUGUUACUGAAAAUGAGAUGAAGCGACAGAGGCAAUUAUGACAUGCACGGAUGACAAGGAUAGUACGCAGCCUACCUAGCUAUUCCGUGGUACCGUAGAGCGAAUAAAAGCGGAAGAUUAAAUAUGCCACACCAGUUUGGGUUGCCUACGAUGGCGCAUGGAAUGCAAUCUCCUCCUUCGCCAACUUCGGUCAUGUCGGUAUAUCCAAGGUUCGGAUCUAGCGUCUACAGACCAGAUCACCAAGAUCAAAGGUUGACACGCGAGGCAAUGGAGCGUUACUUGCGCGAUAGAAGCGACAUGGUUAUCGUGAUUCUUCAUGCUAAAGUCGCGCAAAAGUCGUACGGUAACGAGAAACGGUUCUUCUGUCCUCCACCGUGUAUCUAUUUGUUUGGCGACGGUUGGAGGAUGCGGCAGGAGCAGAUGCUUCGCGAAGGAGAGAGCGAACAAUCGGCGCAGCUCUGCGCCUUCAUCGGUAUCGGUAACUCUGACCAGGACAUGCAACAAUUGGACCUGAACAAUGGGAAACAGUAUUGCGCGGCGAAGACGCUAUACAUUUCCGAUUCAGACAAGAGGAAACACUUUAUGCUCUCGGUGAAAAUGUUUUAUGGUAGUGGUCACGAUAUCGGCGUAUUUCACAGUAAAAGGAUCAAGGUGAUCUCGAAGCCCUCGAAGAAGAAACAGUCGUUGAAGAACGCUGAUUUGUGUAUAGCAAGCGGGACGAAAGUGGCACUGUUCAAUCGGUUGCGAUCUCAAACGGUGAGUACGCGUUAUCUUCACGUGGAAAACGGUAACUUCCACGCAAGUUCGACGCAAUGGGGUGCGUUUACGAUACACUUACUGGACGACAACGAGAGCGAGUCGGAGGAGUUUCAAGUGAGGGACGGUUACGUGCACUAUGGCAGUACAGUAAAGUUAGUAUGUUCCGUAACAGGAAUGGCGCUACCGCGGUUAGUAAUUCGGAAGGUGGACAAACAGAUGGCCAGUUUGGAGGCUGACGAUCCUGUUUCACAGCUACACAAAUGCGCCUUUUACAUGAAGGACACGGAUCACAUGUAUUUGUGUUUGUCUCAAGAACGCAUAAUACAAUUCCAGGCCACUCCAUGCCCGAAAGAGGCGAACAAAGAAAUGAUAAACGACGGCGCUUGCUGGACGAUCAUCAGUACAGACAAAGCGGAGUAUCAGUUCUUCGAGGGCAUGGGGCCGGUCAGGUCACCUGUAACUCCGGUACCACUUGUUCAUAGUUUGCACUUGAACGGUGGAGGCGAUGUAGCGAUGCUAGAGCUCACGGGCGACAAUUUCACGCCAAAUCUUCAGGUGUGGUUUGGCGAUGUGGAGGCUGAAACCAUGUACAGAUGCCAGGAGAGCAUGCUCUGCGUGGUCCCCGAUAUAUCACAGUUCAGAGGCGAGUGGCUCUGGGUCAGGCAACCGACUCAGGUGCCCGUCUCGCUGGUCCGCAACGACGGCAUCAUCUAUGCCACUGGGUUAACGUUUACGUACACCCCAGAGCCUGGACCACGGCCUCAUUGUCCACCUGCCGACGAGAUCAUGAGAGCUCCUCGAGCCAUGCACAAUCAAGCCAGUAUGCCACCCGCGAUCGCAGACGUACCCUGGAACACCCAUCAACCGCCACAGCCGGGUCUCUGAUGUUUCCUAGACAAUUACACCGUGCAUCACCAAAGUUUACGGCGCAGCGAGACGAACGCUGUCCGCUGUACGAACGUUCAUCCGCGGAACGACGACGAAGUUCCAAUUUCUAUCGAUAACGAGUCAGCCAACGGGGACGGUGACUCGACAACGUACGCGACGAAAGACCUGCUGCUUCAGGUCGACGACGCGGCAAGACGUUUAGACAAUACGAAGACGACGUAACAGUUCUUUUGCUACGUCGCCUAUCUCUCGCAGAACAUACCUAUUCGAGUCCGAAACCGUGUACAAUGUGCCGUGUAUUGUUUCCCUAUGUUCAUACCGCUACCCAGAGUUGAGCACAUUUUUAUCUAGAUAACGAGAAAUAAUUUACAUCAAGUCACAGAAGUAUUCUUAUUCCCUCGACCGCUGACUUCAGACGGGGUUGAUGUAUAUUAUUAAAACAAAUUGUUAUGGGGUAAAUAUAUAUGUAAGCUUUUGAUUGAAGUCAACAGUUGAGAGAGUACAAGUACUUGUGUGUAGUAUUUGUGUACUGUAUGCAAUUUUUCUUUGGUAUAAAAACAUUUAAAAACCCGCAUGAACGGAAGUAAAAUCACGUCACACGCAAACAUGCAAUCAAUGUCACACACGAAGCAUACAUUCAGCACAAAAAUAAGGCAAGACCUACACAAGCCACAAAGAUCACAUGUGGUACACAAAUACUAAGUGUUUUGUUAAUUCUUCGAAUAACAUUUUAUCUAGAUAAAGAUUUAUUCGAAAUUAAUCGAAUAAUGUCCAACUCCGCCGCAACCCAACCGUAGGUUUUUAGCUUUAAGUGUUGAUACAGAUUUACACAGAGAGAAAUUAAUAAUUUAUAGCACUCUUAGGAUUAAAAGCUUUCUACGAAUGUGAAUAUUUAGCCAAUCGCGUGGCACAAGGAUGGGAACAGGACGACAAAUUUGCGAUUCAGGCUCGUCGCGAUACGCUUUCUUUCGUAUUCGACGAGCCAACGAAACUCGCGGUUCGGUCCGUGCAAUUGCAUAUCGAUCACUGAAACUGGUUGUGCAUUCGACAUCGAUUCCGUUCGUUCCCGAAGGAUAAGAGUCACUUUAUCGACGAAAUCCAGUUUGGUUUCAAUUCUGAUUGCAAUACAGGAAACAGCGUGGCAAACGGUGCAAUAUACGCAUACGGAUAUUCGCUCGCGUAGUUUUAUUUUCUCUUCUCAUUUUUUCGCGUGCUCUUAACUCACAUUUUCUACAUUUAUACAGCUCUAUCUUCGAUCUACCCUUAACCCUCCAGUCCUGGACGGUCUUGAGACUUUUCUGUUUGAAGAAUGCAAGUAAAUUGUAUUUAUUAUUUAAAAUUGUCGUAAAAUAUGAGAAUGGUAAAAGAAAAAUAAUAUUAAGUGAUACUAGCGUGUCCGUGGCUGGAGGAUUAAAACAAUCUUCAUCGUGUUUAUUAAAAAGAAACUGAGUCUCGCGCAAAACAUUUGGACGGAUAUCCAUCAGGAAUGGGUGAUCUUAAUCUACGGCACGCAACGAUCUAUUAGUCGUUUACAAAGCUCGUUCCGUUUUUAUAUUAAAAUUAUGAAUUGACACCAUUUUGUUCAACUAUAUAAAAAUCUCAUCAUGAAGAAUCUCUGCAAUCUUGCAUCAAAUAACUCGUCUAAAUGCAUUUUAACAGCAUUUACAUUUCCACAUCGUCUAUUUAUUUAAAAAACCGGAACAAACUUUAUCAACGACCCAAUGAUACAUGCGUGAUUUCUUCUUCUUUUUUUCCUAGCGUCGAAAAUUGUUUUCGACUUUCGACUCGAGUUUACCUUAUGAUUUCUCUUAAUAUUAUUUUAUGUAUAUAUCAAUGCAUGACUCACAAGAUUAUCAUGAUUUCAUUGUGCUACGAUUACGUGUAAUCUCAGAGAUAUGUCUAAGUUUCGCAAAACUGUUCGUAUGGCAUAGAAAUAACUCUAGUUUUAACGUGGGAGAAAACGAAGAGCGAGUCGUUAGGAUCUUGUCAGAGUAAUGAACGCUACUCGAAUUAAUUUUGCGCGGUGUUCGGGUAUCGCGGUUUCACCUUGACGUUUGUUAUUUAUUACCAGAGUUUUCGUAUUAUACAUUUUCGCCGGUGAAACCUUCGGUUAUGCUUCUUUAACGUAUAAAUUGUACUGUGCACGCUUUAUAUUAAUUUUGCUACCUAUCGACGUAUCGAUUUCUUGGUAUCGGUAUAUUCGCAAAAGCGGAACUGUACUUGUUUAAAAAGUACGUAUGCAUCGGUGCAUUUCUAACUGAAGAUAAGAUACGAAAUCCUUGCUUCGUGAUUUCUGUCAUAUGCAAAUCUCAAGAUUCGGGGUUAGUUAUAAUUACGAUUAAAUAGACGAGGUGCAACGAAGAUUUUUUAUAAGAAAUAGGGUGCACCGAAGGAAUGCGUAUUCUUCGAUAUUUAAUCGAACCCUUUGAGAAUAGAAAAAUGCCUAAAAUUAUUAAUUGUUUGUGAUCAUAGAAAAUAUACGUAUAAUAUUUUCUUACGUUGUCGUUUUGAAUCUUGUGCUUGUAAUGUAUUUUAUUUGAUAGGGAGAGAAGAAACGUUGCACGGAAGUAGAAAUAGUAUUCGUGUACUAUAAUAAAUUUUACGAUAUCGAAAGAGUGCAAACACUAUGAGCUGAAAAUAGUUCGUUUCUUGGCUCCUCGACUUCAUAGAAUCGGUACAGGCUUUUUUCAAGAUACCAUCGAAUAUAAUUAUCUUCAGCAGGAAGCGAGAUAGGAUCGCUUUGGGAAUUGUCUUCCUGAAGAGAUCCAUUGUAAACGAGGAAUGUCGGUAUAUGUAUUCCAUGGGAAUUUACCCACGAUUAAAAUUUGCACCGAGUACCUGAAGAACACGAUUAUCUUUAUUCACAGUAAUAAAUUGCGAAUUAAUAAUAAUUACAUCCUUACAUGUAUCAUUGGACGGAUAUUCAAUGAAUAAUAAUUGUAAACUCGUUAUAUCGGAAAGACAAUUUCGAGUGUACGUUCGCACGUAAUUUCUCAGUGCUCAAGUUCGGAAGAAUGUUCGUUGACUUGGGAUUCUUUCGAUCGAAUAGUUUUAGUUGCACACAAAUUUGUCUUUAUCUCGAAGCGACAGAAUACGUUUGAGCGUGAAAUUCUUUAAUUAUAUCUCCUAUAUAUUAAAAUAAUAUUUUACAAAACUAUAUGAAAAUCUUAUUUGUAAAUAAAUCAUAUACAAUUUUUUCAGCUAA